AAUGAACUGGCCUUUAUUUUGACAAGCUAGCAUCGGCUGUUAUCGUGAGUUUAUGGACACCUACAUUUAGUGCAUGACUUUGGUCUGCAUUUCGUCAUUGUUUAAUCUGUCUAAAAUUAGUGGAUGUUUUAAAUAUUCCCGUAUUGAACUAUGGAACAUUCUAUUAUUAUUAAUCAAGGGGCGACGAAAUGGGACAUUCGCCAAAGGGUGUGGGAUUACAUCGAGGCGAAAAAUCUGGCGAAUUUUCCACGACCGGUUCACCACAGGAUUCCCAAUUUUAAGACGGCCGUGCAGGGCUGCAGCAGACUCCUGGUCCUGCAGGAAUUCAUGUCCAGCAGGGUGGUCAAAGUGAACCCAGACAGACCACAGGAGCAAGCGCGCUUUGACACUCUGAAAGCUAGAAAAGUGUUGCUUGUCCCAACGCCUCGACUACGUACUGGACUCUUUAACAAAAUUGUUCCCCCUCAAAGCCCAACCAAAGAGGACCUACGAGUGUGCUCCACCUCUCGGGGGGUUAAGGACUUCAGUGUCCCAAUUGGUUUAGAUGCAAAAGUUCAAGUGGAUCUAGUGGUGGUUGGAUCUGUGGCUGUAUCUGAAAAGGGUUACAGAAUUGGCAAAGGGGAAGGAUUUGCUGAUAUGGAAUAUGGCAUGAUGGCAGCAAUGGGAGCAGUUAAUGAGUCCACAGUGGUUGUGACUAUUGUUCAUGAUUGCCAGGUUGUGAACAUUCCCGAGGAGCUGAUUGAAAGUCAUGACCUCACAGUGGACUACAUCCUCACUCCAACCAGGAUUAUCAAAACUGAUUGUAACCACCCUAAGCCAGGGGGCAUCAUUUGGUCCAAGUUGGAUACAGAGAUGCUGGAGAAAAUUCCCAUCCUGAAAAGACUGCAAGUCCUGGAACAGAAGGCUGGUAAGAAGGUCACAUUGAAGUCGUUCCCUGGCGAAGGUCAGAUUGUGCGGGAUGCGCCUCACCCCAGGCACCCAAAACCUGGCUUCAGGCAUGAGCCCAAACAAAAGCCAGAAUACACGUGCGAUGGAACAGCGGGUGACGGAGGUGAGAGGCUUGAGGGUGGUGGUGUGGAAUGUAACCAUCCUCAGGGGCCCAUAGGCACGCUGUACCUGGGAGGUAUCCCAGCAGGACUGCGUGUUGGAGAGCUGAAACGCCUGCUGAGGGAGCGUCACGCCAUGCCCUUUAGGCUCACCUGGCAGGGACCGAGGCAAAGCGCCUUCCUGGACUACAGCAACGAACCAGCAGCGGACCGCGCCCUGGCUGCCCUGCAGGGCCUCUCCAUCAACGGCCACGCCCUGCAGGCUGAGCGAGCCAGGGGCCGCAGAGCUGGAUGGACGCCGCAGAGACCCAGGGACAUGGAAGCCAAACGAACCACUAAUUGCACUGUCAGCAACACUGUCCCAAAUGUUGGGGGAUGGUAGGGCAAAGGUCCAGAAAAAAGGAUGGAAGAUUUCUUUUGUAGAAAAAAAAAAUUCUGUAAGGUAAUUAUUCAGAAAUAGAAAUCAUCUCUCUGGGAAAUUACAUUCUCAUGACUCAAUGAGUUGUCAUUGAAUUGUUUUUAGACUAGUCAUAAGUUUAUCUUUGUUACAUUUGUGAUCCUUGUAAUGUAUAAAGAGUAUUUACGAUAAAAGGGUUAAUGGAAUGCACAGUACCAAAUAAAAGAUAGAUUAUUAA
This is a messenger RNA of Electrophorus electricus (electric eel), 1681 nucleotides long. It is a transcript of the gene mthfsd, whose product is annotated as methenyltetrahydrofolate synthetase domain containing. The record is from RefSeq and is a predicted model, not a curated record. Gene Ontology annotation, cellular component: cytoplasm. Gene Ontology annotation, molecular function: RNA binding. Lineage: Eukaryota; Metazoa; Chordata; Actinopteri; Gymnotiformes; Gymnotidae.